Messenger RNA from Schistocerca nitens (vagrant locust), 1612 nucleotides. RefSeq lists its product as uncharacterized. The transcript has 3 exons. The coding region runs from base 582 to 1172 and encodes 196 amino acids. Lineage: Eukaryota; Metazoa; Arthropoda; Insecta; Orthoptera; Acrididae. The record is from RefSeq and is a predicted model, not a curated record.
UGGUGCAGCUCGCCUACGUCGACGUCGCGCCCGGCGUCUUCUCGUGCGAGCUCGCCUCCGUGCGCGUCUACUCCUACAAGGACGGCCAGCUCACCCUGGUCGACAGGGCUUGCGGCUCUGAAAACCGGAGCACGGCCGUUCUCACGGAGGGUGGAGUUGCUAUAGUGACGUACGCGACAGUGCUGCCCUCCAGCAAUGCGUCUGGAAACGCCACUGGCGCGUUCACCGUUCUGGCGCAAGUGCUCGGCGCCCCCAGCUACCAGCCCGGAUACCGACCACCGACGCCCACGCAGAUCACCGGCAACUACAACCUUUACCAGACGCCACCCACUUAUUACUACAACCAGAUCGACAGGAAUGACGUAGGUUACCAGAAUAACAAUGGGCCCUACUAUAAGAAGCCUGCAUCAUACUACUACCUUCCUGGUAAACGCAACAGCCACUACCAACCGCCUUCGUCUACGAGUCCACCACUGCUACCACCAACUGGCAGUUAUCAUCAGAGACAGUAUCGGAACUACGAUUACACAAAGACUCCAAAAAAUGGCGGCUACUACGAGCCGCCAGAGAACUUCGAUUAUAUGAAGGCUCCAGCGAACCAGGACUACCUGAAGACUCAGCAGCAUCAACAUUACCUGCAGUCUCCACAGCAUCAAAAUUUCCCAGAGAAUCCUCAGAACUUUCGUCAGCGCCAGAGCUACCAAAAUGAUGUGCAGCAGAACUUCGGCCAUCUGAACCCACCAAACAAUCUCAAUGGAUUCCCUGCAGGAAACUAUCACCAGGGGGCACCAAAUGGUCCUCCUCCUGCCGGCACUGAGGCGUAUUUCGACUACAGACCCGACGGCUCUCCUGGGCAACCGCCAACGCCAUCUGGCUACCACCCAGACUACCAGCCGCCCUCAUACCUGCCCACCACGAUCGCGCCUCCCACCCAGGAACAGGGAAGAUUUCAUUCCCAGUGGCAGGCACCACCAAUCGGUGGCCUUCAGGGACCACAGGCGAAUUUCCCAGUUAGCCCUCUGGGAAGCGAUGGAGACUUCUUCGCUGGGGACUGCAACGGGUCUGCGUGGCAGGUCAGCAGUCUCGACCCAGCAUUCAAUAAUAGGUUUGAGCAGCAAUUCCAGCUUUAUCCUACGAACUAUGUAUGGCCACAGGACUUGGCUCAAGACUGAAAUGUAUGUUAUCCACUGCUUCUCUUCCAUAUGGAAAUAAAAAACAACGUAUAACUGAUAGAUACGUACGUGAUAUAAGCGAGAAAUGCAUCUACACUGCGCCAAAAUAAAAGAGAGUGUGUUGUCAUUUCUAACACGUUAUGAUUAUAAACUAACUUCCCGAUGAGCUGGAGACUUAAAACUUUCAACAUAGCUCAGAGCUCAGUGACAUUGCAAUAUUAACCCGCUUUCGCUUCAUGUGUGUGACAGGAGUUACUUUGUGUACCACCGCCAUUUUCCCCUUUUCCUUUUCCACCCGCGAAAGUUUCGUGGAAAGAACGGUUGUUGGUAAAGUCCCCAUGUGAGCUUUAUUCUCCUUCAUUUUUACCUUAGAGGUCUUUCCGUGAGGUAAUACUGGGAGGAAGCAAUGUAUUGGUUGACUCAGCUGAAGAGAAACUGAA